AAGUCUGGAGAUGCUCAAACGAAGCCCCAGAGAGCGAGCGAGAAGCGAGAGCCAUGGCGAGGGGCAGCAGCGCCGACUCCGCGGUCUUCUUCGUGGCGACGCUAGUCCUGUGGGCCGUCUCGGUGGUGUUCGAGAUGGCCUUCAACGGCCGCACGGAGCUCAUGGCCGUCGUCGGUGGCUUCUGGUUCUUCCAGGCGGCCAACUGGAUCAUCCGCCUCUCCCUCUCCCGGGACCCCCUCUUCGUCAACACCGCCGUCUCCUUGCUCCACUCCACUAUCACUUCCGGCUCCGUUCUUUUUAUCGUGGUUAAUCAGUGGAUCACAAAAGGUCUCAGCAACAUAUUUGAUCAUGCACAGUUAUUUGGCGGGACAUGGCUAGGUGCAUACUCAGCAUUGUGCUUUUCUUGUGGUUACUUUGCAUAUGACCAAUUGGAUAUGCUUCGCUAUCGGCUAUAUAGUGGCUGGAUUCCCUCUAUCCUUGUGCACCAUCUGGUAUUGCUGGUUUGCUUUACGUUGGCUCUGUACCGGAAUGUCACCAUCAACUAUCUUAUACUCACCCUUGUUUGUGAGCUCCAUUCCAUUUUUCUGCAUGUGAGAAAAAUACGACGGAUGGCUGGGUUUCGUGAUGUCAGGAGCAGAAUUGUGAGGGUUGAGUGGAUGCUUAACUGGGCUAUGUUCUUCACUGCAAGGCUUGUAGGCCACCUCCUCAUCACAUACAAGCUUGUCAUAGAUGCACCCAAGUUUGGAAGAGGGAUUGAGCUCCCACUGGCUCUUUUUGGCAUGUUUGGGAUGAAUUUGUUGAAUUUCUUUCUAGGAUUUGAUCUCUUCAGAGCAUAUAAGCGAGAGAGAAAUCAGCAAAGGCAUCGGGACUGAAGGUUUUAUUCUUAUGAUUAUGUUUGUCUGGGAGCAUCCAGCCAGACAGUUUACAUGUUGAUUGAACCUGUGCUGAUAGACUUACAUCUUAGAUCUCCUUGCAAUACAUGUACACAAGCCCUGCCUGGUGGGCCUACGGAGAUGUUAGUCCCCCUUCUACAGUUCAUUCUUUGAUUGGGUCUUGUUAUACGUACCCAACAAAUUCUUCCCUGUUUGUACAUUAAGCCUGUGAUUGAAGAAAAAUAUUUGUUGUUAUUGCUGCUGCUGCUGCUGCUGUUAUUGAUAUUAUACAGAAACUUGAUGGUGUUUCCAAGCAUUUUAUCAAUAGAAGGGACCAUUU
Phoenix dactylifera (date palm) is the source of this 1212-nucleotide messenger RNA. RefSeq names its product TRAM, LAG1 and CLN8 (TLC) lipid-sensing domain containing protein. The record is from RefSeq and is a predicted model, not a curated record. Gene Ontology annotation, cellular component: plasma membrane. Gene Ontology annotation, biological process: plasma membrane organization; phospholipid homeostasis; regulation of membrane lipid distribution. Lineage: Eukaryota; Viridiplantae; Streptophyta; Magnoliopsida; Arecales; Arecaceae.